Molecule: messenger RNA, 684 nt
Organism: Lachancea dasiensis
Lineage: Eukaryota; Fungi; Ascomycota; Saccharomycetes; Saccharomycetales; Saccharomycetaceae
Source: the annotation of a GenBank genome assembly
AUGGUCUUGGCGCAGUCAAUCAGAUACAGUGGUAUCCGCCACUUGAGUUAUGCAAGUUUGAGAAGUCCGGCUUUUUAUGCUCCGGUCAAGCCCGUCAUUGGCUCAAGACUUUAUUCCGACGUAGCCAAAGAUGCAGCUAGUGAGACUGGUAGUGCAGAAGCUGCAAAAGAGACCCUAAGUGAGGAACAACAGAAAAUCCAGGAUCUGGAGAAAAAACUGGGCGCUAAGGACAAGGAAUGCGCUGAAUACAAGGAUCGUCUUCUGAGGUCUGUUGCAGACUUCAGGAAUCUGCAAGAAUUGACCAAGAAGGAUGUCCAAAAAGCUAAGGAUUUUGCCUUGCAGAAAUUCGCCAAGGAUUUGCUGGACUCGGUGGACAACUUUGGCCACGCCUUGAAUGCUUUCAAGCCCGAAACUACGGAACAAUCCACUGAGAUUAGCGACCUCUACACUGGUGUGAAGAUGACUCGCGAUGUAUUUGAAAAAACCCUGAAGAAGCACGGCAUCGAGAAGCUCGAUCCCAUGGGCGAAGCCUUCGACCCCCACAAGCACGAGGCUACCUUCGAGCUCCCUGACCCUGAAAAAGAACCUGGCACCGUAUUCCAUGUUCAGCAAGUCGGGUUCACGCUUAAUGACAGAGUCAUCAGACCUGCCAAGGUCGGUAUCGUCAAGGACGUAUCAAAUUAG